GACACACAGAAGCUCACUUGCUUUCUCUUUCAUUGCUCUAUAUCCUGUCUUUUACUGACAGGACACUAGUUGUUUUGCGGACUUUCUUUGUAUUUUCGUGUGUGACUCACCUGCGAGGUUAAACAGAGACUUUACCUUCUUUCCCAUCACCCUCUUGGAUCUUCUGUUUCCUCCUGUUGGGAUUUUCCUUCUUUUUUCCCGCCUGAUUGCCUGCUCUCUUGUGUGCAUAUCACAUCCAUCCUUUUCCCCCCGCUCUCCUUUUCCUCUUCCUCCUAUCUUCUACUGUUCCCUGUCUCCUUGUGCGUGGUUUUUGGGCUAUGCUCUCCUCACCCACUGUGAUUCUCCAGCCUUAUGGACUGCCUGUCUACCCACAGACAACCACAUGCUACCCCAGCAUAGUUCAGGGAGGCCCCACCCAGGAGGCCGGCCCUGGCAGCAGCGACCCUGCCCUGCCUCAGGUCUAUGCCCCGCCUCCCUCCUACCCUCCGCCAGGUCAAGGUCCGCCAACAUCUGCGGGCAGACUGCCACCUCUUGACUUUAGCUCUGCACAUCCCACUUCAGAGUACCCUGAACAUGCCCAGCUCAGAGUCUACCAGGGCCCUCAGCACGACGGGGGGGCGGAGACUCUGACAUCCAGUACCACGGAGGACGCUUUGGCUCCUGUGACCUCUGACCCCCAGUCUCUGAGUGUGUCAGCGUCAUCAGGGGGUGGGGCAGGAAGUGGAAGUGAGGAGGAGGGGUCAGGUAAGGCCCAGCCAAAACGCCUCCACGUCUCAAACAUCCCGUUCCGCUUCAGAGACCCAGACCUCCGCCAGAUGUUUGGGCAAUUUGGAAAGAUCCUUGAUGUAGAAAUUAUCUUCAAUGAGCGGGGGUCCAAGGGCUUUGGAUUCGUCACCUUCGAGAGUGCAACUGAGGCAGACCGAGCACGAGAGAAGCUGAACGGGACAAUUGUGGAAGGGAGAAAGAUUGAGGUUAAUAAUGCCACUGCAAGAGUAGUGACCAAGAAGCCCCAGACGCCUCUUGUGAACGGUGAAAUUUCAACAGCUUCUGGAUGGAAGAUCAAUCCUGUCAUGGGAGCAAUGUACGCACCUGAGCUCUACACAGUGGCCAGUUUCCCAUACCCUGUAGCGACUCCCACCUUGGCCUACCGGGGCUCUGCUCUGCGCGGUCGAGGUCGAGCCGUCUACAACACGAUUCGCUCGGCUGCUGCCACACCGGCUGCUGUGCCCGCCUACCCCGGGGUUGUGUAUCAGGAUGGCCUGUACGGAGCAGAGGUCUAUGGUGGCUAUCCAGCAGCUUAUAGAGUGGCUCAAUCAGCAUCUGCUGCCACAGCGACCUACAGUGAUGGAUACGGACGGGUUUACGCCACAGCUGCAGACCCCUAUCACCACUCAGUUGGACCAACAACGACAUAUGGAGUUGGUACAAUGGCCAGUUUGUACAGAGGGGGAUACAACCGCUUCACCCCAUACUGAGUCACCCAGCAAGGGGUGGAGGGGAAAGUGUCUCUCUGGAACUCUGGGAUUGGCUGAUCCAUGGACGCUGCAGGACAGGUUAUGAGAUCCUUAAACUCUGGAAAAAUGAUUUUACCUCCUGUCUCCAUCACAACCUCUCCUCGAGAGACUAAACAGACUGAAGCUGUAAAUACUGUAGGACCCAUUUGCUGUCCAUUCUACAGAAGAAUACGUAUGUAAUAUAUUCAGACAGUUGCUUAAAGCCUUUUGUGGAUUCUUGUUUUCUGAAUUUAAAGAGUAUUAAUGUGGGCUAACAGUACAGAAGGGGUAGCUGGUGAAAAAUACUGUGAGAAAGUUUUUUUUUGUGAUUCAUAUCUGGGAUUUUUCAAGUUUUCACGGGUCAAACUGUACAAAAAAAGAACGUUUUGUACAAUGUUCAAUGACUUAUUUUCAGUGACAAUUAUUUACUAAACCUGUGUUUGAGUGUGUUGGCGUGUGUGUGUGUGUGUGUGUGUGUGUGUGUGGGUGUGUGUGUGCGCGUGUGUGAGCAUAUGAGUGAGGUAAUGCAUCAAUAUUGUACCCAGAGACAGCUGUGACACUGGUAUCAUCAUUACAAACACAGGGCUAAUGUUUGUCUGGAUGUAGUUGGAAUUUCAUUUGUUUUUGUUUUUUUGUUUUUUGUUUUUGCCAGUUCUAACAAUCUACCUCUCAUACAUUUUUAGCUUUUCAUACAGCUGUCAUUAUUGAUCCUGUGUUGUUUUCUGUAUUUUUUAAGUCUGCUGAGCUUUCUCUUCCUGUCCAUAAAUCCUAACUAACACUGACUAGUUUCUGUUUCUGUGGCUCUGUACCUCACUACCCGAUGAGCCUGACGCCUAUAUCCAGUGCUCUCUGUUAUUUUUAUUUUUCUGUGAAAGAGUUCUUCUGCUCAUACUCACACGGGGGGGGGGGGGGAUUUCACUGAGCUGCUUUAAACCCUGUUUUAUUCACAUAGGUAAGCACAGUUAAGACGCAGUCUUUUGCUGCUGGCUUUACUACACAAACUGAGGAUUACAGGCCUUGCUUAAACGCCCCCCCCCCCCCA
This is a messenger RNA of Seriola dumerili (greater amberjack), 2535 nucleotides long. RefSeq names its product RNA binding protein fox-1 homolog 1-like (gene rbfox1l). Gene Ontology annotation, biological process: regulation of alternative mRNA splicing, via spliceosome; nervous system development. The record is from RefSeq and is a predicted model, not a curated record. Gene Ontology annotation, molecular function: mRNA binding. Lineage: Eukaryota; Metazoa; Chordata; Actinopteri; Carangiformes; Carangidae. The coding region runs from base 318 to 1475 and encodes 385 amino acids. Gene Ontology annotation, cellular component: nucleus; cytoplasm. The transcript has 12 exons.